Ustilaginoidea virens is the source of this 1017-nucleotide messenger RNA. RefSeq lists its product as uncharacterized. Gene Ontology annotation, cellular component: nuclear exosome (RNase complex); cytoplasmic exosome (RNase complex). Gene Ontology annotation, biological process: nuclear mRNA surveillance; U4 snRNA 3'-end processing; U1 snRNA 3'-end processing. Lineage: Eukaryota; Fungi; Ascomycota; Sordariomycetes; Hypocreales; Clavicipitaceae. The record is from RefSeq and is a predicted model, not a curated record. Bases 1 to 1017 code for a protein of 338 amino acids. The transcript has a single exon.
AUGGCAUCGGAAGCUGGUCUGCCCCGCGCCACCUUUGCAAAACUCUCCCCCCAUCCGUACCUGCUCGCCAACCUCGAUCCCUCAGACCAUCGUGUCCCACCUGCACGAAGCAACGGUCGAGCUCCCGAUGAAGUCCGUCCGACGACAGUCAAUCUCUCGAGCUUGUCAAACCCUCAAGGCAGUGCCCUGGUUCGUAUGGGGGACACAACAGUCAUCUGCGGCAUUCGCGGCGAGACGAUAUUAACACAACAAAUUCCCAACUAUCGAGCUUCCAACACAGAAGCCGAACUCAAGGACUACGACCUCCUUGUACCAAACAUAGAACUUGCCACAGGCUGUGCACCCCAGUUCUUGCCAGGCGGGCCUCCGAGUACCUUGGCUCAGACCCUCAGCACUAGGAUCUACUCACUCCUUCACGGCUCCAAACUGAUUCAACCUGACGAUUUGCGCAUAUGGCACUCAAAGCCGCCAGAGCAACUAGCUGCCGAUGAGGACGAGAUGGACCAAGACGAUCAAGACGACGACUAUGCAUCGGGCGAUGCAUAUGUUGCAGCAUAUUGGGUUCUUUUCAUUGAUAUAUUCUUCAUCUCUUUUGACGGAAAUCCGUUCGACGCGGCCUGGGCGGCAGCACUGGCUGCCUUGCGGGACACGAAGCUUCCCAGGGCUCGUUACGACCCUGACCGUGACAUGAUCAUCUGCUCAAGGAAGGACCCCAAACCCCUCACAAUUACCACCAUGCCUGUGGCUUGCACUGCCGUGGUGUUUACUGGCAAAGAGACUGAUCGGCCGUUUGACGGCAAGUUCUGGCUUCUGGUGGAUCCUGAUCGACUGGAGGAGUCCCUUUGCGACGAGAGCAUCACCAUCGUGGUGGAUUGCCAGAUUGGAAAUACAAAGAUACUCUCAAUAUCCAAGCAUGGAGGCGUGGUGUUGUCACCUCAACUUUUAAAGUCACAGAGUUUCAUCAACUGGGCUAAUCAGAGGUGGAAGGGCGUGGCAACUGCGAUAACUGGCAACUAA